GGGUUGCUGACACUUUUCAUAGAUUCAUCUUCUGUAGCCAACAUGUUAGAAGGAAACAGCUUUUACAUUUUUUUUUUCCUUUGUCAUUAACUUUGUGCGUCAAAACAGGGAUGACAUCCCAUAAUACCUGCGAGGACAUGAAGGCUGUUUGAUAAACGAGAGUUAGCGACAAUAACAAUCCUGAAGUUUUCAAACCUGUGACACGUUUUAUCUCUUUAAGAAAAACUCUCCUGUUUCAUGAACUAGUCCACAUCUGUUACCGUGUAAAGAGCAAGGUGCUUUCAUCGCUCUAUUUAACAAACUAUAACAUAAGGCUUGAUAUUUUACCAGUACGUGACGCCUACCUACCUGUGUCGACGAGGAGUGUCCGCCAUUUGUGAAACCCAGAAACAGACUACUGGCGUGCCUCGGAGAAAACUGGGUGCAGCUUCCAUGUCUCUUUAAGAUAUCUUCAGAGUAGGAUAGGCUUAUUAAUGCAGCUCUAAAAAAACUAUUACAUAACUGACAAAAAAUGUCAAUAAAACUAGAGUAAUAAUCAAGACAUGACUUUAGGGCAUCAAAUGAGGAUAUCAUAAAAUGUGAAUGCAAAAUUUUAGUACCGUACCUGGUGUUUGAGGCACACAGGUGACACGUGAAGGCAGCAUGGGCAAUUAGCAUAUUUGAACGUGAGACUUUUGCUUUAAGAUCAGUUCUUCCUACUGAAGUGGGCUGGAAGACAGAGACAGCCUGGAAGCAUUUCUGUUUUAUGUGCCUCUGACUUCAUCUCUGCAGCAUGCUCAGCAUUAGAUACUCAAGAAAGAUAUAAAGAGUGAGAACAACCUUAGAUGGAGGUAAAAACAAUACUUCAAGUAAAAUUUGUUUUAUAUACCAAAAACAAAACAUUCUGAUGACUUAUGCUCCUUAAGCCUCUUUCAAUCAAGCUCAGCAUUAAACCAAUAUUUGACUGGAAACACACAGACUCCUAUUUCUUGUGGUCAAGCAAAGUCUCGUCUGUACCAUUUUAGUUUAAAAUGUCACUUAAACACACGUGUAGGUGAAAAUUGAUAAGUACUUAUCAUAUAAAAGUCAUUUUUUUAAAUGAGGAGACUGAUCAUCAAACUAUGUCAGAUCCCAAAGCGCAGAGGCACCAUGUUCCUAAUUAUUAGUAUGACUUGAAGUAUCAUUUUAAGGAUUUUGUACAGCUCAUUGGGUUAACAUGUAACCUUACGGCUAAAAUAGGCCAUAUAAGAUGAAACAAAAUGUAUUAAAAAUAAACAAACAGUUGUUAUUUCAUGCGUGUGUGUAGCUGUGUUAAUACGAUUGUCUCUGGUUCCCUGCUUGUUGCUCAUGACAGCAGAGAAUUAAGUAGGCUACAGGCUGAGAUCAUUUACAAGUACAUUGGAAAAUCUCACUCUAUUCCGUGCACAUAAAACAUCAUCUGGUAAACUCAGCUGCCAGGCUUUAACCAGAACCAAAAUGUGACCACAUGUGACCACAUUACUCAUGGUGUAGCCUCUUUUCACAGGCCCUGCAUAUUUGAUAAAAUUAGAUUUUUAGGGUUGUAUUUAUCACUAUCACAGCUCUCCAUUGCUUUUCUUUCCACUUUGGCUAUUUUGUACCGAACAAGCUGAAAAAAUAAGGUCCAGUUAAAGAGUUUUUAAUUUCUAUUUUUUGGCUGAACCUUGAACCAUAACUUAAAAAAGGUGUUUAACAGUGUCUAAUGGCAUGAAAAUACUUACAUAGUGUUGCCCUCACUAUGUUGGCAUCCUUUGAUGGCUUGUCUUAUUCUGCUUUGAUUUUUUUAGGUAUCAUUUUAAGAUUGUUCAUAUUUUAAAAUGGACAAGACUGGUUUUGUUAGUUAUGUGAAGUCAUUUACAUAUUUUCGGUCUCAGAUGUGUAAAAUAAUUUAUUUAGACAACUUUCCAAUCACAGCACAAUGAUAAAUUCCCACAACAUGUAUUCACACAUCCACAUACCUCCAGAAAAUAACCAGAAAUGUGAAGGUUGGCAGCAUGUAUGAACACAAACAGACACAUUUUUUAACCUGCUUUACCUGGGCUUGUUUUUGCUAACACCUUGAAAUAUUUGGGUAAUUUGUAGUUAAAAAUCUCUUAAAAAACAUUUUUUUUAUAUCUUGUCUUCAUACAUGGUUGCGUCGGUGAACCAUUUCCUCUCUACUUCUCUUUUGCCCAUCUCCCAGAGUUGGAAGAGAAGCCUGGACCCGCUUUUGGCAGUAGUCAGAAGAUACUCCUGGUUGUCUGGGUAUUUUCUGGCAUUGUACCUUCCAUAAACCAGAGACUGGCAGAGACGAGCAAGCACCAGCAGGAAGAGGGAAUCCUUCUCAUCACUGUUGAGCAGCAUGAUGCUCUCCCAGCCUGCCAGCACUGCUCCACCUACAUCCAAUGGAUGGGGGUCCUCCAGCAUCAAAUACAUGAUGGAUAUUGCCAGUUCAAACACAAGACAUCCGUUCAUGAGCAUAGAAAAGUCAAGGACGCCUGAAACCACAUGAUGCCCGCUGUCAUCAGGUGUGACAAGGAUGUUCUGGUCACUCAAGUCCCCGUGAAUUAUUCCUGCGAAGAAGAAAUCAAGGAUGUAAAGUAGGGGUAAAACUGUAUUAAUAUUCUGUGCACUUGGGUGAAGUAAUUCCACUGUCCUAUUAUUCUCUAUAGAUAAAUCACAGAUCUUUGAUUAUCUUAAGAUACCUAUCAUUUGUGCAUAUGCAAGAGUACUCUCUCCUUAUAUUUAGAAUAUUGCUCCUAAAGUUACUGCCAAAGUCAAGACAUGAAGCCAUGACCAAUUUUUUCUCCAUCCCAGUAGCGUGAGAUAAAAUAUCUGCAGAUAACUCAGGACAGCGUAAUGACGCCCUGGGUAGCCAGGACAUCAAUAAAAAUGGCCCAUUUGUUGUUGAAAAAAGAUGGCUGGUUAUCACCCACCUUCACAAAACAAAUGUUCUAAAUUUGGAUCCCAGUCGUCAUUGAGCAGGUGGUGGAGGGUUCUGAGGCUCGACCAAUCGAGAACAACUGAUCUAGAACUAUCAAGUCUACUAAUGAACAAAUUCUGCACCUGGUGUCCCUCCUGUCCAGAAUGAAGCUGCUCCAACAAGCACCCCUACAGGACUGGACCACUACCACUGCAUAUGAAGGUAUUUUUGUUGCAUUUAUGCUGCAUGUUUCUUUGGUGUAUUGAUUUUAGAAAUUUAGUAUGUACUUUUAAACUGACAUUGUUAGAAACACGUGGUAAGGACAGAGACAUGGAGUUUUUUCACUGUUGUUAUUAUUUUUCUUGAUCACAAAAGUUAUAAUGAUUAUACUAACAAUAAUUAUGAUAUUAAUAAUUUAAGUAUACAUGAAUAAAUGAAGACAUGUAAAGAAAAUUAAGAUCACAUUGGCUCUAUGUUUUCUCUUUUUGUCUCUAUGUACAGUUGUAGUUUUCUUUUAUUUCUAUUUUUCCAUGUUUUUAUGAAUCCCAGAAAUAAACAUCUAUGUUUGCACAUGUACAAAUCCUAUUCAUAUACUCCUUUGGAAGAUAUGAAUUAUGCAAAUUUAUUAAUGCCCAGGUAAAAAAAUAUAAAAAAGGGAGAAACUGCAGAAGUGCUGCCAUAAACCUUACAAUAAAUAAGGUAGAUAAUAAGUAAUAAAUAAUCCAGGAUAACAGAAAUCCUAAAGUAUAUUGGUGGUGGUUUAACUGUCUGCUGAAAAAAAAUAAUUUAACUGAACAAGAAUUAUCAUAAACAAAGUCUUACAUUUCCAGCACGGGCAGGGCAGAUGGUUGGCCAACAUGAAUCUAGUUCUGCUCGAGGUUUCUGCCUCCAAAAUAAUGUUUUUCCUGGACACUACAACAUGUCAAAUGCUAUAAAGAGCUCCUCUUGUGGUGUACUUGGACAAGAUAAAAUCUAAUCAUAAGACAGGAUGAGAUAGUUAUUUUGAUAUCUUGAUGAUGAUAUAAAGACACUUAAUGAUUGUCUAUAAAAGACAGCAUUUGUUGUAAUUUGGGGUUAUAAAUUAGAAUGGAUUGAUUGAACAUUGAAUAAAAAGAAAACAGAUCCAGAGGAACAUGGAGCUUCUGUUACCUUUUUGGAAAGAGCUGAUUUUGGGCUGCACAUUCGAUUUAUACUGGUCUAGGACUGCUUUGACGAUAUCCUGCAGGGGAUCUCCAUCCAUCACCGACAGGUAACCCUCCAGGAGAUGAAAAUUGGGAAAACUCCAGAGUUCUCCAUCCUUUUUUAGGACAUCCAGGUUUGGGGACACCAGCUGAAAAAAGUUUCAGUAUUUCAGUAUUUUGUUGUUGUUUUAUUACACACAAAUUCUUGACACUUUUAAACUAAAUAGACAUUUUGUUGUCAACAUAGUCAGCCUCAUUCACACGUCUGUCAGAUAACAGCUGUUAUAGAGAAUGUGGCGAACAGGACCUGUCAAAACACAACAUGAAGUAUUUGCAUAAGUGCGUCUGCAUCAUCCGUAUGCAGCAGAUGGGUUUAAGCUAAAACAUGAUGAUGAGUUUGACUUUUGACCUUACCUGUUGCAAUGUCAUGUCGAUGGUGGCGACCAGCUUGCCAACAUAAUAGAGAUCUUGUGUUUUGACUGGAGAUUUUGCGAUGGUUUGUCCUGGGAGAUAGGUCAUCAACCUCACACAGUAAGUCUGGGGACUGUGUCCGUUGUCUAACACAAGAAAGGCAGAUAAAAUAUGAUUUUUGUAGCUUUAUACCUCAGCUUUUAAAAUAAAAUCAAUCAGCAUUAAGUUCAUCUAAAUGAAAAAGAUUUAAAACCCUCAAGGAUUUAUUUCCUUGUUCCCUAAAAGCCGUUUUUAACCGGUAGGACCUGAGAUCUGGUCUGUCAUGUUGUGAGCAUUCCUGCAUUGCCAGUCUGAUUGAAUUUCUCCAGGCCAUUGCCCACAGCAAAAACAGCAUCCGAAAAUGACAACAUAACUGCAUGUUGUGCAGUCUUUGCUUAACUUGCAAAAUCCAUCAGGCCUUUUUCACGUCCCAUUGAGUUAACGGUCAGGUCUCUCUGAGAGCUCAAUUUAUUCCUUCCUAAACUUGAAUCAAUAGUCAGUGCUUGAAAAGAUCUUUCAUCAAAGCAGCUUUUAACCUUACACUAAUCUGUGUGCAUUAUAACUUUAAACUCUAUCUUAGGUCAAAACAAAGUCUAAACAAAUAAACUUAACAGGAUACAAGUGAAGUUGAACGCCACGACCCUUAAACAGGUGUGUGCAUGAGCAGAAAUUCCACAUGUGCUUAAUCUGUGGCCUCUUUUAGUUUUGCCUGAGGCCAUCACUGUUUUCCAGCAAAAACAUACGUGCCUUUUAAAGUCCAGGGUAGCAGCACAACAUCUUUUCAAGUUCAAUUCUUAUCAGGACAAAAGACAGAAAAGCAGAAAAAUCAACUUUGCCUGUUGUUUUGUCAGAGUGAUUAACUAAAACUUUCCUCUAUAAAUGAUUGGUCCAUCUCAGCCAUUAGGUUUGCCAAUAGUCUGAUUAUGAAAAUGCUCUUAAGAUUAACUGGUAGAAACAAACUACAACAAAAAUCUGUUAUCACCUGCUUCCUCCAGAGUCAUGAGCUGCCCUGUUUUGGUGGGGAGAGCUGUUUGAGCAGGAACUCUGUGCCAGCUUAGAAAGGACAUGGCGAAGGUCUGCAGCCCCAGCAGGGUGGUGUUCUUACUCUCCUCUGAGUUCAUGAUCUUCAGGACAUACUUUUUACCUUCUUUGUCCACCAUGAGGAAGUUCUGGUCAAAGUAGCUUGGCAAAGUGGAGAUCUCAGUCACAAUGACUCCAUAAUGCAUGUAUGUCAUCUUGAUUGCUUGCUGUAGGCUGAAUGAUGGCCUUGGGCUGACGGUUGAUGCAUCUGCACACCAAGAUAAAAUGACAAGUCAAGUCAAGUCAAGUCAAAAUGUACCUACAUCUCACAUUUUAAAACAACUUCAGUUCACUUAAAUAUUUUUUUUAUGUCCUUAAUUACUGAUUAAAAUAGUUGCCCCAAGACAAAAUCUCAGACACGAGCUGGGAUUGUUGCCUCUGACUCGUUUUUUUUCUGCAUCAGGUAGAAAAGAAAAAAAAACUUUUUGAACGUGUUAAGUUAUUUAACUUCUACUCAAAUGAAUUAAAUUCAAAACAAUGACUUGAAAUCCAUAAAUGCUUAAUUAAACAAAAAGUAAUUAAAUGACAUUUUCAGACAUUGCAAAUUUGGGGUUACUUUUUUAUAAAAGACAAAAUUUAGUGACUAUUUCAGAAACAGGAUCAACAUGCUCAGUACAUUGGUAGAAGACAUGAACCUACGAUUUUAUCAAACAAAGCUUCCUAUAUCCACAAAUAAAAUUACAUAUUUUCAAUAACUUAAUUCUCAGUUGAUUAACUUUCAACUGGAUGUUUUCAAACUAAACUUAAAUUUUUGCUGUGGAAAGUACUCACUUGGUUGACACCUACUCCACAGCAGUGGUUAGAUGCACUAAAAAUCACUAAAAAAGAAAUUGUCAGUCCUUCUUAUGUUUAAUUUUUCAGGCAUCCGUGUGAAUGUCAGUCCUUUUCAUGACCAGCAAAAGGGGCUUUAGCUCUUUUCAUUAUACUCUGUUGUUUUAUUCACUUAACCUCUAAGCAGCAUUUCACAGUUUUACAAAAGUUUUAAAAAUGAUCAAAAUAAAGCAACUCCUCAUACUCCACAGAUAUACUGUCAACACAAUGCUUAAAAUAAUGAGAUAUAUUAAAAUGUUUGUGCACUCACCCAUGGUCUCUGUGGAUAGCGUUCAGGAGGAGUUGAGACAAUAACAGUCAAGAAUGUUUUCCUCAAGACCAUCCAUCCUCUUUAUACCACCAGUCUGUGGAGAAUCCAGUUGGACCAGAAUCUCCACUCAUAAAGACCCUCCUCAGGCAAAGUGUAGACUGGAGUUGUUUCUUGAACAAACUUGAAAUGUGUCCAGUGUAUUUAUCCACAGCAAUAGAAAUGUAUAGUAGUAAAAUGUGGAGCACUGUGAAAUGUGACACAAUAUUACAAGAUCUUUGAACUGUUGAUGGUUUUAAAAUAUGAAGGAUUUUGAAAAGGCCGAGCAGUUGAAUUAAUUCUCUUGCUUCCUGCUUCUCCUGCUGUGCAGACGUCUCUCUGCUUGCUCCUGCUGCUUGAGCUUUAAUCAUUUCUUCUUAAGUAAACCAAGAUUUUUAAAAUCAUUUUUGUGCCUUUUACUGUACUUUUUACUUUACCGAGUGACUGGAUAAUACAGCUAACCAGCACCAAGAUGCCCCCCUUCAGCACGGAUGAUUACCACAAACUGCUUCAGAAAAUUGCAGUGCUAGAGACCAAAAUCAACCGGUUAGAAGCAAAUGCGGAUAGAAACGGACGAUGCGGGAAUAAAACAACAUCUUGUGACCAGGACCAUCACACACAGCUGAUCACUAUCGACCAAGAAGACUACGGAUCCUCCAAUGCCUCUUCUUCGGAUUCCCUCGGUGCUAAACCCAAAUCAUCUCACUGGAAUUUGGGAGUAACAAGCAGAGCCCAGCGCCCUGAGAUCUGUGAUGAGACUGGCUGGCCUAAACUAUCUUCAACACCUGUCCAGCGUAAGAAGCAGCCGUGGAUAGCUGCCAAAGGAGGCCCUAAAAUCAAAAACAAUCUCCCCCCGCAGCAGCCAUCCCUCCCACUGCACAACAGAUUUGCUCCACUGUUACGGAAUCCUGGAUCCUCAUCUCCGCAUAGCAGGGUAAGAUCCGAGAGAAAAUCAAAAAACGGGGAACCUCAAACAUUGAUUGUGGGUGAUUCUGCUAUAAAAGAUAUAAAAAACAUGAGCAAAAAUAGCAAAGUGCUCUGCUUCCCCAAGGAUAUGGUCUGUGACAUAACAGGCAAAAUUCAGGAUAUAGUGGCCCCAUAUCCCUCUCUGACAGCUAUUGUGAUUCACUGUGGAGCUAAUGACAUUGUAACAGAACAAUCUGAAAAACUAAAACGUGAUUUCAGUGCACUAUUAAAAACAGUCAGCUCCCUGAAUGCUUAGGUAUUCAUCAGUGGCCCCCUUCCACCAAUCAAAAGAGGAGAUAUGAGAUUUACAGACUGUUUGCCCUGAAUCGAUGGCUAUCUACUGCCUGUACCAAAGUCAACUUUAUUGAUAACUUCAGGCUGUUCUGGGACCGCAGGCAUUACUUCAGAGCAGACGGACUCUCUCUAAACAAAGCUGGAGUGAAACUAUUCACCUCCAACCUGUAUCACUCCCUGCGUCAUCCAUCUGUCAAGGACAAGAGACAAGAGGCAAAAAGACAUGAGAUAAAACACCACGGCCUUGACAAAGAGACGCCUCGUCAUAAUAAGUAAUAGACAUACUAAUCUGCCUAGGAACAGAAGGUACCUAACUAAGAAUUUAUCAAACUUAGCCUCCAUCCCCCAUCAGCCCAUCAUGAAAAACAAUACAGAUAAUUUCUCUAGCACACUACACUCAGCUCUUUUAAAUGUCAGAUCUUUAGCUGGAAAAUCAUUCUUAAUCAACGAACUUAUCAUCAAGCACAAUCUCAACUUAAUGUUUUUAACUGAAACCUGGUUAGAACAAGAUAACAGUGCAACUGUUCUUAUCGAGUCAGCCCCCCCUAACUUCAGCUUUAUGAGUGAAACGAGGAAGCAUAGAAAAGGAGGUGGAGUAGCUAUCUUAUUCAAGGACUCAAUGCAAUGUACACAGAUGUAUUAUGGGAAUUUUCCUUCCUUUGAGUAUGUGGCCUUCCAGUUGAACUCUGCUACUAGAGCAAUAUUCCUAAACAUCUACAGACCUCCUAAAUACUGUGUGAAUUUCUUUGAUGACUUUACUGAAUUGCUGUCUAUAAUCUGUAUUGACUUUGACUGUGUAGUGAUUGUUGGUGAUUUUAACGUUCACGUUGACAACCCCCAGGACAGAGGCACCAAAGAAUUGUGCUGCCUCCUUGAUAACUAUGGUUUGACCCAACAUGUAACAGAGCCCACACACAAUAGAGGUCACACUCUAGACUUGGGCCUGAACAUACCCAAAAUCAUGGUUACUGAUGUUGCUAUCUCUGAUCACUCCUGUGUAUUUUUUGAGAGUACUAUCUCUAUGCUAUUCACUACUACUCAGACAGAGGUAAUGACCAAGCGGCUUAUCACUGACAACACCAGUGAAAUAUUUAAUCAGGCUUUGACUCCUCUCCCAGCUCUCUCACGGCUCUCGGUCAAUGAGCUUGUAGAAGACCUUUGAAUCACAAAUGCGAUGGAUGCCAUUGCGCCCACCAAGGUGAAAAUAGUCUCUGGCAAGAAAAGAUCUCCAUGGAGGAAUGCCGCGCUGGUUAGAGCUGAAAAAGAGAGUGUCGGAAAGCCGAACGCAGAUGGCGAAAGACAAGCCUUCAGGAUCACUAUCAGAUCUAUAAAAAGAGACUUCGUAUCUUUAACCUAGAACUGAGAAAUGCUAGGCGAUCCUUCUUCUCAGACAUCAUCACCAAAAACAAAAAUAAUGCACGCGCCCUAUUUACCACAGUCGACAGGCUAACAAACCCUCCAGUAUCAGUAGCCUCUGAAUUUCUGUCCGCCAAGGCUUGUAAUGAAUUUGCCUCCUUCUUCAAUAACAAAAUCCAGAAAAUUAGACAAACAGUCAGUAGCUCAAUAUCCGGUACAGGAUAUGUGUUGUCCAUGCGUACUAACCCCAGUAGCAUGACACAAUUCAACCCGAUCAACAUUAAAACCCUGGAGGACAUGAUACUAAAUCUGAACUCCUCCACCUGUUGCCUUGAUAUUCUGCCAACAGGUUUCUUUAAAACAGUUUCUAAUUGCAUGGUCUCAGACCUUUUACAGAUUGUCAACAUGUCACUUCUGUUAGGUGUCUUUCCACAGGCCCUGAAAACUGCUGUCAUAAAGCCUCUCAAAAAAAGCAACCUAGACAACUCAGUAAUGAAAAAUUAUAGGCCUAUAUCGAACCUCCCGUUUUUAAGCAAAAUCAUUGAAAAAGCAGCCUUCCAACAGCUUCACAACUUCUUAGUCCUAAACAACUGUUUUGACGUUUUCCAUUCAGGGUUUCGACUGCACCACAGCACUGAGACCGCUCUUAUCAAAGUCUUUAACGACAUCCACUUAAACUCAGACAAUGGCAAAAUUUCAGUCCUAGUAUUGCUCGAUCUCAGUGCUGCUUACGACACGGUUGACCGCAGCAUCCUACUCGAUCAACUGGAAAACUGGGUGGGACUUUCUGGAACAGUACUGGUACAACUGGUUUGCAUCCUACCUAAAGGAUAGAGACUACUUUGUGUCUCUAGGUAAAUACACAUCAGAGCGAACAAAAAUGACAUGUGGGGUUCCCCAAGGCUCCAUUCUGGGGCCACUCCUAUUCAACAUCUACAUGCUCCCUCUAACUCAAAUCAUAGCAAACAACAAAAUAUCUUACCAUAAUUAUGCAGACGACACACAGAUUUACAUAAACAUAUCGCCAGGCAUUGGCAUCAGUGCAUUGAACAAAUCAAUGAUUGGAUGUGUCAGAAUUUUCUUCAACUGAACAAAGAUAAAACUGAAGUAAUUGUAUUUGGAGCAGAAGAAGAGCGAUUAAAAGUCUGCGCUCAGCUUCAAUCGAUAAUGUUAAAAAGCACAAACCAAGCCAGAAACCUUGGUGUUGUCAUGGACUCAGACCUGAAUCUUAACAGCCACAUAAAGACAAUUACAAAGUCAGCCUACUACCACCUGAAGAAUAUAUCAAGGGUUAAAGGACUGAUGACCCAGUAGGAUUUGGAAAAGCUUGUCCAUGCAUUUAUCUUCAGCAGACUCGACUACUGUAACAGUGUUUUCACAGGUCUCCCCAAAAAAUCCAUCAGACAGCUCCAACUGAUUCAGAAUGCUGCUGCUCGAGUCCUCACUAAGACCAAGAAAGUAGAUCACAUCACCCCAGUUCUCAGAUCUUUACACUGGCUUCCUGUCUGCCAAAGAAUUGAUUUUAAGAUACUAUUACUGGUUUAUAAAGCACUGAAUGGUUCAGGACCAAAAUACAUUUCUGACCUGCUGGUACGUUACGAACCAUCCAGACCGCUCAGAUAAUCAGGAGCAGGUCUGCUCUCUGUCCCCAGAGUCAGAAGUAAACAUGGAGAAGCAGCUUUUAGUUUUUAUGCUCCUCAUAUCUGGAACAAACUCCCUGAAAACUGUAGGUCUGCUGAAACUCUCAGCUCUUUUAAAUCACAGAUGAAAACCCAUAUGUUUGCCGUGGCCUAUCAUUAAAUCAAACCUGAGGCCUCUAAACAACAUUUUCAUCAUUUGCCUGUCUUGAGCUUUUUUUUUUUCUCUCUCUCCAAUCUAAGUUUUGUCUUCUUUUAUCUCCAACCUUAUUUUAGCUUUAAAUGUAACUUUUAAUUUGUUAAAUGUCUUUUACGCUGUUUUUACUUUUCAAGUUGUGUUGAAUGUUUUGCCUGCUUGUUUCAUGUAAAGCACCUUGAAUUGCCCUGCUGCUGAAAUGUGCUAUACAAAUAAACUUGACUUGACUGAUAGGAUUAAUCUAGUUUGAACAUAAGACGAAGCAUAGUGAGAAAAAUUUAAAUCAUGACUGUAAAAGGAGAAGAUUGAUAGACGUCUGAAACAAAACCUGUCCUGGCACCUUUAAGACACCGAUGAGCUAGCCUGGCUGGACCAUCCUGUUGCGUGAAUCACUUGAUGUUCCUUCCCACCACAAGGAAGGAACAUCAAGUGAUUCACGCAACAGGAUGGCCCAGCCAGGCUACCCAUGAGCUGUUCCUAUUAUAACAUUCUGGGGGAAAAAUUUUAUUAUCUAUCAUGCCACUUCAACACAAGACCACACUAAACCUCUACAGCAUCAAUAUUUAUUAUUAAAUUUAGACCUUUGGGCAAACGGUUUAAGUAGGAGCUCAUAAUAGCCACAAGAGGGCAGUAUUACAUCAGAAACAACAGACAGUGAGAUGAAAUUACCUCAAGUCCUUUAAAAAGGUCUAAGUGAAUAGUCCUGAAUGAGUGUGAGGAGCUACCAUCCUGUAACUGAGAGUUGUAAGAGAUUAGUCUGUAAACUAAGUAAGACAUCAGCAUGAAAUAAAACAACACAAACAAUAAACUUUGUCCUUUUUUAAAAUAGAAACAGGCUGAUUUUUUAUGACGAGUAGUUUCCUCUUUUUUUUUUAAAUCAGUGUAGGAUUUUAGAUGUGUUUCACCACACAGCGGCAAAGUCAUUAUAGUCAAUUACUUCUCAGAGCAGUUAAGAGCGAUCCCUUGGUCAAAAAAAAUAAUACAGAUAAAACUGUAAGUGAAAGGAUGAAUAUAUCAAGGAUUCAAUUUUAGAAAAUAAACUUAAGCUUGUGACACUGAAGUCAUACAUGGUAGUUAUAGAUUGAAAAAGUCAUGACAUGUCCUCUCUGAGCUCAUGUUUCUUUUGAAAAUAGAGCAUCUAUGACAAUAAAAGACUGAAUCCAUUACUGCUGCAGAACUCGUGCAGUCCAGUCUGAAUGGAUUAGCAGCAUGCAUGCUGAUACAGCUAUAGACCUCCUGACAUACUGCCUUUUACAUGUGAACUCCUGUCGUUGUCUUUUUGAUUCAAAUUGACAUGUGAAUUCACAUGUUUCUUAACUUGCACUCCAGUAAGUGAUCCAGUUUCUGUAUGACCCAGAUCAAAGUGCUUCCUUCCUAACUCAUAAUCUCUCUGUUCAUUUACAGGGGUAAGAUGAGUUAUGGCAGACUGUUGUGGAGAUAAGUGGAAAGCCAUGUUGCAGCUCUAUAUAACAUGGUGGUGACACAAUGCAUUUGAAGUGUGUAAUGUUUCAUUUCUGUGGAAAGAACCAAAGGAAGAGACCUCUUAUGGAUCUGAACCUCAAAGAAGUGUUCAUUUGUUUAUUCAUGUAACUGCACCAGUAUAAAGGUAUAAAAUGGUUCACAUUUAGACUCGGGAAAAUCAUUCAGCACGCCUCGUAAAAGGUGAGGUAGAUUUUCUAUCAAAUCACAAUGUCAACCAGCACCACAGUAUUGUAGAAAAAAACAUGCAGAAAGAUAAAAACUGACUUGACAGGCAGAAUGAGCAGGUCAUUUCUGUCGACCAGAUGCAUUUUGUUUAAGGCACAGCACAAGUUAUGGAAAACACACUGCAUUUUGUUUUAUGUCUCUUCCUUUACAAUGGACUGUAAAAGGUGGUUUUACUGUUGAAGUGCACCCAUAUGAAAGUUAAACCCUAACCAAGUAAGACCCGGCCAUUCCAGAUCUUGAAAGCAAAACCUAAUUUCUGUGUAAUUAUGGACAAUCCUGACCAUAGCCCUGUAUAGAGGAACUCUUACUACUAUACAUUUCUGUAAAUGGACUAACUAACCUGUGAUUAAAUACUCCUGAAUUACACUAGUGAUUAAAAUACAGUCAUUUAAAAAAAAAAUCCUCUGGGUCACCUUUUUUGUUGUGGUUGCAUAAAUCUAUUCAAACAAGAUUUAGACAUUUUGAGCGAGUUUCUAAUUCAUUUACUUGCAGGUGUGACGUUUAUAGCAGAAAAGAUUUAGUGGGUCAGCUCUGAGCACACUUGGACUCAACAAACAUGAUUGUAAUAAACUCAAAGUCCAGCUGAAUGACCUGUAAGUGUGAAGUGAAGCGUUGAGGUACGAUAACGUAUCCCUGAUGACUCUAGCACCUGUUACACAGUUCCUCUGUGUAACGUCUGGUCAUGAGGGCUGCUGGAGGUGACUGGUUAUUCAUUAAAAGUUAUAAAUUACUUAUACAGUAAAGCAUUAUACGGUCUUGAUCUUGUCAUUGUUAGCUAUUUUGACAAUUGGUUGUUGUUGCUUUUGUAAAGACAAGACAAAUGAGUUUCACUACUUUGUCUUGGACUUCAUUUACAGAGAGAAAACUACAUUAUUUUAAACACGGACACAAUGAUUUCUCCUUCUGAAUGUGCGCAAUCAUUUGUGUACUUCUUUUCUUGGACGUCUCUUAAUUUUUGUCCUUAAACUGAGCAGCACUCUGAAACCACACCUUCUCCACCUGCUCCCUCCCAAGUUCCCACAACUGCUGAAGAAUAUAGAUGCCCUUCCUGGAGGUGAUCAUCAGAUACUCUUUAUUUUCUGGAUGAAGCGUCACAGAGUAACGGGCCAUGACUAACGACUGGCAAAAGCGGCACAGGACCAGCAAAUAGAGACAGUCUUUCUCAGCUUCAUUCAGAGGAAAGACAC
Xyrichtys novacula (pearly razorfish) is the source of this 14070-nucleotide messenger RNA. NCBI's taxonomy places the organism in Eukaryota, Metazoa, Chordata, Actinopteri, Labriformes, Labridae. The record is from the annotation of a GenBank genome assembly.